CAUUCGUUCGGGAAUCGGACUAAACUGGUCGGGCAGUCUGUUCGCACUGUAUAGCGGUGUUGUGUGGUGGUGCAGUUGAAUAAGAAUUGCGACUGAAAGAGACUCUGUCUGUGUAUUUAGUAGCCUACAUUCCGUUCAUUUCGAGGGAAGAAUGCACGUGUGAGAAAUGUGUAGUUCACGCUGGUGAUGUGACCUCUUUUGGUUAAAUGGGAAGUUUCAGACGUGUGUGCGAUAUUGACAUUGGAUCAGGACGUUAAAGCUGUCGGUCCUUUGACCAUCAUCUGCUCACAGAAGGAAAUAUUCACAUGUAGCAACAUUACAGAGAGAUUAAUUUCGUUGCGUGAUGGGGAAUGGGCUCUGCACCGAGAAAGCAGGUUCUCCCAGUAGACGAGUCUCUCAGCAGUGAUUCAUCAUCAUCUUCCUCAUCACCACCACCUUCAUCGUUGAAUAAUUCUGCUGUACCACUGAUCAUCAUCACGGCUCCAUCUCGAGAAAACCUUUUGGAAAGGCCAGUGGGCCUGAAAAUAGAGGAAGCGAAUAAAGAGUCGCGGCCCACGAGAAGUCCUGUGUUUGUUGGUCGAGGUCGUUUUGUCACGGGCACAGCUUGAUUUAAUGAGGGGCGCUGUGAGUUUCAGAAGGCAGAAAUCUCCACUGAGCGGCAUUCAAAUCGCAGGACAUUUUUUACGUCACACACACGUCAUAUUCAUUUCAAGGAUUGGUACUGGUACAUUUGGAAAUCCGUCUCCAGCUUCCAUAAAAUGAUCCAAUAUAAAUCCUCGGUAGGCUACAAAUCUUGAAGCCUGGCACAUAUCCUAACCAUCCCAAUCCUAACCCUAAAAAGUAGGCUACGUGUUGUCUGAGUGUUUUUUUUUUUUUUUUUUUUAGAAAGCUGGAUAGUAUCUAAACCAAACCAUAAUAAUAGAAAUGACAAUCUUUAAUAAACAUUUAAUUGAUAAUACACUGUGAAGACUUUGAAAUAACAUUAUUAUUUCGUCUGCUACCCUCCAUGCAUUUUAUAAACCUUACUUAAAUUACCAUCCAUCCCUUGGCAUUAUUAUUUAAACAACAAAAAGAUCAUGAGGUAAUAAAAAAAAAAAAAAUACAAUGCAAACAAGCCCUUUCAAUCAGUAAUAAAUCAAUAAAAAAAAAUACUCUGUCGCUUUUUUAUUCAGUAUUAUAGAGUUAAUGUACUGCCUGAUCUCAUAUAUAUAUAUAUAUAUUUCAGUUAACAGAUUUACAUUUGUGUUGUGCGAGAACAUAAACUCACUGAACGCUGACAGUUGUCCAUAUGGACGAUUAAAUGGGCGACUGUAAGCUUUCACGGAGUUGCCUUCCUGUUGCUACUUGAGAUGUCCUAGAUUUGCUUCUCUUUUGUGAAAACAUAACAUUAAGGUGUAAUAUGUGUUACAUUAAUCAUUGAUCCGGACGAAUCUGGAGUGAUUGGAGAUGGAAAGCACGGCAGAAACAGAUCUAGAGCCGUUAAAGCUGAAAUCUUUAAAAACAAACAAGACGUUUGUAAUACCGCACAGAGAACGGUUGGGGAAAUGCAGGAAUGUGAAGGAGUAUGAGAAGAUGAAUCGGAUUGGAGAGGGAACAUAUGGAAUCGUGUACCGAGCACGUGAUACAAGGACAAAUGAAAUUGUUGCUCUGAAGAAAGUGCGAAUGGAUAAAGAGAAAGAUGGGAUUCCCAUCAGCAGUUUGAGGGAAAUUAACUUGCUGAUCAGACUGAGACACCCAAACAUUGUAGAGCUGAAAGAGGUGGUGGUGGGAAGCCAUUUAGAGAGCCUCUUUCUGGUGAUGAGUUACUGUGAGCAAGAUCUGGCCAGUCUUCUAGAGAACAUGCAGUCACCUUUCUCUGAAGCUCAGGUGAAGUGUAUAGUUCUUCAGCUGCUUAAAGGACUGGCAUAUUUACAUCACAACUUCAUUCUUCACAGGGAUUUGAAGGUGUCCAAUCUACUGAUGACAGACAAGGGCUGCGUUAAGAUAGCUGACUUUGGUCUGGCGCGUGUUUAUGGUAUCCCUUUACAGCCCAUGACUCCUCGAGUAGUCACUUUGUGGUAUCGAGCACCAGAGCUCCUCCUAGGGACCAAAACUCAGACGACCGCCCUGGACAUGUGGGCCGUCGGCUGCAUCUUUGCUGAGCUUCUUGCCCAUAAACCUCUUCUGCCCGGAGCUUCAGAGAUCCAGCAGGUGGAUUUGAUCGUACAGCUGUUGGGAACACCCAACGAGAGCAUCUGGCCGGGAUUCUCGCGUCUGCCGCUGGUUGGACAGUACAGUCUGAGGAAGCAGCCCUACAACAACUUAAAGAACAAGUUCACCUGGUUAUCAGAAGCUGGUUUGAGACUGCUCAACCUUCUGUUCAUGUACAACCCACAGCGCAGAGCCACAGCUAAAGAUUGUUUAGAAAGUUCCUACUUCAAGGAAAAGCCCUUGCCGUGUGAACCAGAGCUGAUGCCCACAUUUCCUCACCACAGAAACAAACGGAGCGGUUCUGUGCAUGAAAGCCAGUCCAAAAGAAGCAAAGUAUGAUGAACUCUGCCUGAUGGGUGACGGCAGUCACAGAUGAUAUCGCAAAUGAGCUUUACUUUCCAAAUGGGAAAUGUGUGUUCUUAUACUGCAAGAUAUUUUGCAAAUAACAUGUUCAAACUUAGACACCAGAUACAUUGUAAAUAAUACAAUUAAAUCAUAGUUAAGUUAAAUGAUGCUGUAGCAUUUUUUUCUUUUUUUUUUGUACAAAGAUUAAAAAAUACAAUGUAA
This is a messenger RNA of Ctenopharyngodon idella (grass carp), 2757 nucleotides long. RefSeq names its product cyclin-dependent kinase 10 (gene cdk10). The coding region runs from base 1447 to 2529 and encodes 360 amino acids. Gene Ontology annotation, biological process: protein phosphorylation; regulation of mitotic cell cycle. Gene Ontology annotation, molecular function: ATP binding; cyclin-dependent protein serine/threonine kinase activity. The record is from RefSeq and is a predicted model, not a curated record. Lineage: Eukaryota; Metazoa; Chordata; Actinopteri; Cypriniformes; Xenocyprididae. The transcript has 15 exons. Gene Ontology annotation, cellular component: nucleus.